ACAGUCUUACUGUGGUCGCGUCCAUCAUCGUCGUUAGGUACGCUCGCUUCCCCGCUCCCUCGGUUCAAGAUUAUUAUGUCCCGCACGAUUCGUUGGUGAUGUUCGAAGGCGUGGUGCGUUCGCGUAUUUUCAAAAGGCGGUUCGUGUGACGAUUGAUCUCGGAAGUGGUGGUCGGCCAACAGCGUGCGACGAUGAUUCUGUGGUACACGACGAUCUACGGGCUUUUGGUGGCCGUACACGGUGUCAAUGCUCUGCAUGCGAAAGAUCCGUUGGCACAUCACGGUAGAUGCGAGCCGAUCACAAUCGAUCUAUGCAUGAAUAUACCGUACAACGAGACUAUCAUGCCGAAUUUGAUGAAUCACCAGAAACAAGAAGAUGCCGGCCAAGAAGUGCACCAGUUCGCGCCUCUGGUCAAGAUGAAGUGCAGCCCUGACCUUCGGUUCUUCCUGUGCAGUGUGUACGCGCCUGUGUGCACCAUCAUCGACAGAGCCAUACCCCCGUGCAGAUCGUUGUGCGAGAGUGCCCGUUUGGGAUGUGAGCGUCUGAUGAACAGUUUCGAUUUCGCCUGGCCGGACAAUCUCGAUUGUUCGAAAUUGCCCGAAAACGGCGGCCCGGAGCUGUGCGUCGGCCACAACGAAACGACACCGCCAGAGCCCUCGGCACCGGUCUAUUCGCCACCCCGAAUGCCCGUGGCCGAAUUCCAGCCAUCCUGGACCAGUGGCCCGAAACCGUACGGCGGCGGCUUCGUGGUCGGCGCCAGGGACUUCGGCUUUGUUUGCCCGUUGCAAUUCAAGGUUCCCCACGAGCUUGGUUACUCGCUGAAGGUCGGCGUUCAAGUGGAAAAUGAUUGCGGUGCACCUUGCGACGGGAUGUUUUUCACCGAGAGAGAACGACGAUUCUCAAGGGUCUGGGUUGGUAGCUGGGCAUCCGUUUGCGCGGCUUCGUGUUUCUUCACCUUUUUGACGUUUCUCAUUGACACUGAUAGGUUCAGGUAUCCAGAGAGACCAAUCAUCUUCCUGUCCGUUUGUUACCUUAUGGUGGCAUUGGUGUAUGUAAUUGGUUGGGCAGCUGGUAAUUCAAUUGCAUGCCGAGAACCUUUCCCACCUCUUUUAGAGACGAUGCAAAUGGCAUCAACUAUAACACAGGGUACCAAACACAAAUUGUGCACGGUACUGUUUAUGGUGCUUUAUUUCUUUGGGAUGGCAUCCAGUAUAUGGUGGGUCAUCCUAACAUUAACAUGGUUCCUAGCUGCUGGUUUGAAAUGGGGUCAUGAAGCGAUAGAAGCUAAUUCACAAUAUUUUCACUUAGCUGCUUGGGCAGCACCAGCAAUAAAAACAGUGACCAUUCUUGCAAUGGGAAAAGUAGAAGGUGAUAUACUAUCUGGUGUUUGUUAUGUGGGACUUUGGAAUGUAGAAGCUCUACGCGGAUUCGUUCUGGCACCGUUGUGUGUUUAUCUUAUCCUUGGAACUGCCUUCUUAUUAGCUGGUUUUGUUUCUCUAUUCCGUAUUCGUACGGUGAUGAAACAUGACGGUACAAAGACUGACAAAUUAGAGAAAUUAAUGAUCCGUAUCGGCAUAUUUUCUGUACUAUACAUAGUUCCUGCAUUGAUUGUCAUAGCUUGUUUAUUUUACGAACAAGCAUAUUUCGAUCAGUGGAUGUUACAGUGGAAUAUGGACCUGUGUUCCAGACCUGGACCACAAUCUUUGUAUUCUAUACCAUGUCCUGUUGGUGAACGUACCCGCGACGUUGGGAGGCGACCAGAAUUUGAAGUUUUUAUGAUAAAAUAUUUAAUGGCUAUGAUCGUUGGUAUAACGAGUAGCUUUUGGGUAUGGUCGAGUAAAACACUAACUAGUUGGCGACAGUUCUUCAAUCACAUAAAAGGUCGUCGCGCAGAAGCAUAUGUUUAAAGAUUCAUAAUUUCAUAUAAGAAAGCUUGUGAAGUUUUGUUUUUUGUUUAAAUCAUCUCUUCAUUGACGUCACUUUUGGAUGAUAAUCAACCAAACUCGUAACGAUAUGUAUUUCAUCUUAAUAUUGCUGGUAAUAUUUAAACAAUUUAUAUAUUAAGUUCGACUUAUUGAAAGAGAUCUGAAUAGAAAUAUACAAAUUUAAUCUUCUUUUAAUAUUUUAUCAUUGCAUGACUAAUAACAAUGGGGAUUAUAAAUAUGAACCGUGCCAAAAUACUCAUUUUUUUAACUGAGACGAUUGUAUGUUUUUUUAAGAUAUUUACAAACUUUUCCAUUGUAUUUUUAUAGAAGUUGGGUAAAGACUGUAUAAAAUGUUAGAACUAAUCAUUGAUGAUUGGUUUACAAGUAUUAUUAGACAAAGUUUGCAUUAUAUUUUAAGUAUUCUUCUCUGAUACAUUCACAGAAUUCACGUCUAAUGUCAUAUUGUUUAUGUUAAGUUAAAAAUGCUCAAACUGUUUGCAGACGAAGUGUUCAAAGUUUAUAAGUGUACUUGUCUACUAUGCACAAAGCAAAUGGUUGAUACUGUAGCCUAUUGUAUUUUCAAACUUUCUACUUUGUGUUUGAUAGAUCACGAACAAUUACGCUUACUAAUCUCUCAAACAUUUUUUAUACUUCUAUAAAACAGUAUUUAGAGAUAUUUUAUGAUAUUUACUAAGACUUAAAGAAACAAUUAAAAUUUUUACUUAUCUAAUUAUUAAAAACUUUUUGAUAUUUUUCAUUUCUAACAAAUUUCUAGAAACUUUACCUUUCUAAGCUACGACUGAGGCAACCAGGUCUUUAAAAAAUGUAAAAUUAACUUUUAAGGCAUAUGCUAUGUUAGAUUAACUGAAUUGUAUAUACUUAUAUGCAUUACUUUUAGUAUGUACUAUAAUAUAUUUUUAAAAUGUUAUGUACAUAUAUAUGUGCGCCAAGGAGUUGGCAGUUUUGUAUGUUUCCUAUGCGUAAUGAAAUUAACUCGAGAGACUCGUUAAAGCAGAUACACAAUUGAUACUGCUCGGUAACGAUUCGCAGACCGGGUGCAAUUAUUGUUCCAACAUAUGAUCAAUUCGUCCAUUGAAACUGUCGAGCUUUUGUGUAUGUCAUGUAUUUACGGCGAUUAAUGAAACAAAAACUAAAACUGCUGUAAUUAAAGUGGCCGUAUGUACAACAUUAUAGUUGCGCAAACUAUUAUACAUGAAAUAUACGUGACGUUGUGUAAAGUAAUUAUAACUAUUAUAUUCUUUAUAUAAUAAACCGGAAUAUAUACAUAAAACAAUCUACACAUGGUAUGUUUAUUUAAUCAAAUUAUAUUGAGACAUACAGGUUACAGAUUUAUUUACUUUACGGACGUACAAUUCUAAAAUGCAUCCACAUAACGUAAAUAGUGUUAAAGAAUUAAGUAAUAAUAAUUAUGAUAAAUUAUUUAAUUCGAUUGCGUCGUUUUAAUUUUUGGCGGUUUAAGAAUUCCGAUCUUUCGUAAUUUUCUUACGAUAAACGGUGAUGCUCCUAAUGUGAUCGAAAUUCGUAUAGGUACCAAAAUCUUAUUAAUGGUGAACGCCAACAAGAAGGCCGACGUGUUAUUCAUUAGCGAUUGAUAUUCGGCACUAUCUGUUUUUUGUAUCAUUUUAAGAAUACUCGUAAAAUCUACUCCACUGAAACCAGUAAAUAUUUUUACGUAAAUAUACAUUUAAUGAUUAAUAAGUAAUUUUAAACGUAUUCAAAUUCCAAUGAGAUUAAAUUUAUUAUUUUAUAUCUUCAACUACAAAAGAAAUGCAAUAUUUUCAAGAAUUGAAUACAUUUUUAGUACAAACAAUUGUACUUAAUGAUGGAAAUUACUAAUUUAGAUUAUUGUCAUUUUGACUGGAUUAAUUUUUGCAAAGUAUAAAAUAAUAAAUUGUACUGAGAUGUAUUGUAAGACUAACCUAGCUACAGCUGUAUAAAUUGAACCUAAGGAUAUCAAAGAAAUUAUUAUGUGAACCACUACAACGGUUAUUCCAUAAUCCCGCACCAUAAUCUGAAAUCUCUCUUUUUUGGUUAAAUUAAUUUGUUCCUUUGUUCUGUCAUUUUCUUUGUUCACAUUUGUCGAAUAUCUCAUACUGAUUUGGUUGAUACAGUUCGGUUGAUACAGUUUUCGUAAAAUAGUAACCGUUGGGAGGACUUGAUUUGCGGUACCUGAGCGACACACUAUAAUUUCCAUACUGUUUACCAAGUCGGUAACAAGAAGAGUCUAUCUCCAGCAUGCUCUGAUAAUUUUUGCACUGAUUACCAUACAUUACUGAAAGCCGACUAAUUUAAUUUUUUCCACUAAUCAGAGCAACUAGCGGUAGUAAUUAUACGUGAAUUAUAUAACAUUAAAAAUUUACAGUUAGGAUACAUUCUUCAAAUAGAAUAUAGAU
Molecule: messenger RNA, 4339 nt
Organism: Nomia melanderi (Alkali bee)
Lineage: Eukaryota; Metazoa; Arthropoda; Insecta; Hymenoptera; Halictidae
Gene: fz
Product: frizzled class receptor
Biological process (GO): canonical Wnt signaling pathway; non-canonical Wnt signaling pathway
Cellular component (GO): plasma membrane
Molecular function (GO): Wnt-protein binding; Wnt receptor activity
Source: RefSeq, a predicted model, not a curated record